UCGCCGCGCACUCAUAACGCUCCACCUUUUGUACUGUCCUGAGUUAAAUUGUGGCCAGCAGGACUAUAGCGCGUCGGAGGCUACCAGAACAUAUCAGAAACUCAAUUCUGUCCUGAAUGUCAACCGGAGGGCCAUAGAAACUGUGAUACUGAUCAUGCCAUGCCCCUGCGCUCGCAGCUCCGUCCUGUAUCAUCUACUUGUUCUGAUCAUGCAUGAGGUUGCGACUUCAUACCGGAAAUUGUCGACGCAGGCCUUACGCGCAUACACGGUGGGAAUUUCUGCCACAAACAUGGGGCCAAAUUUGGAACUAUCCGAUAUUACUGUCUUCGAUGUUCUGUUCUCAGUUGGUGUUAUUUUGGUGACCCAGACGGCACGCAAGGGUGUCACAAGAUCCAACGGCUCGGAUUGGAAGCACUUGUACUCAGCGAAGAAGAUUCGGUUUAGGUUUUCAUAGAAUGGCUUCGGUAGUUGUUACCACGCGCACUUUAGAGAGAUAUAAACAAAGAAAUCAC
Truncatella angustata is the source of this 512-nucleotide messenger RNA. RefSeq lists its product as uncharacterized. The transcript has a single exon. The record is from RefSeq and is a predicted model, not a curated record. NCBI's taxonomy places the organism in Eukaryota, Fungi, Ascomycota, Sordariomycetes, Amphisphaeriales, Sporocadaceae. The coding region runs from base 155 to 454 and encodes 99 amino acids.